Alnus glutinosa is the source of this 705-nucleotide messenger RNA. RefSeq names its product membrane magnesium transporter-like. NCBI's taxonomy places the organism in Eukaryota, Viridiplantae, Streptophyta, Magnoliopsida, Fagales, Betulaceae. Gene Ontology annotation, cellular component: Golgi apparatus; EMC complex; early endosome. The record is from RefSeq and is a predicted model, not a curated record. Bases 136 to 456 code for a protein of 106 amino acids. The transcript is spliced from 4 exons.
UCGUUAGAUAUGUUCCGCACUUCGCACGAGAACAAAGCCAGACUAGCCAGUGAGAGAGAGAGAGAGAGAAAAAGCAGUGCCUGGAGCUAUCGCCGGCCGGAGAUCUGAGAAAAUACCAGAAGGGUCUCAGUUGAAAUGGGUUCGGGCUUCGUGGUAGGCGUCUUUGGAGCCCUAAUUCUCGCCCAUGCCGCUUAUUCAACCAUCCAAUAUAGGGGUCUGUCGAAGAUUACGGAGGACGAGUUUUCAGGACCUCCAUUGAAUGUGGUGGUUGAGUUGCUUCUAGGGUUAGUCUUCUGUAUGUGGGCGGCGCUGACUGUGCCGGGGAAGUUUCUUUCCAUACAGCCCCAUUCCGAAGAGAAUAGGAUUGUGUCUUUACCAGCCAAUUUAGACUUCAUGAUUUUCAACCAUCGAGGCAAAGUAUUUCCUUUGGAAAUGGAUUUGAAGCUCAAACAUUGAGUUCAUUUCUAUGAAGUAAAAAGGGUCUCCUUUGGGCUUUACUUGAAGAGAGAGUCAUUUUCCUGUCUCGUUGAAGUGUAAAGAGAAAAACAGUGGCACUUGGCCUAUAAGCAUGCUGUUUUCCCCUUGCUUAGUCGUUUUAGAUGAUGUCAUUGUAUCAUCUCUUUACUUUCGCAACUUAUUACAAAAAUACUUCUCUAUUGUCUACCUUGGUCUGCUAAUUUAAACUUUGGGAUUUUUUUUUUAUAA